AUGUCCAAAGACCACAUCGUCCAUCAUCUACUCAGCAUAUACGCACUUGGGGCUUCGCCGUCCCAGCUUGAGAAAGCCUACCGAAAUAAUACGGGGUAUCAGCUUCCCACUCCUCCGGCGGACCCGAUCAACAUCGAAACAUUGAGACAACCUGAGGGAUUCGUCAAGCAUCUUGGUGACAGUGAGCGUUACCGAGAUUACGUGGUUUUCUUCCAGAAGCUAGUUUCCGAGCGUGGAGUUGAAUCUGUCGUCAAUGAAUAUGUCUUUAAGGGAGAUGCGAGGGCAGAUGACAUGCUCGCAAGGAUGUUUUCAGGAUUCUUGCACCCCAUUAUCCAUCUUGGAUAUGGAAUCGAAUUCAAUCAACCAUUGAUCGUGGCAGAAGCUUUGGCACAAGCUGCAAUUCACCCGGCCUGGCCCGCACCGUUUCUUUGGGGUGCAGAGAAUGCCGCCAGAAACCUAACUCAGCCUGCUGAUCAUACGCUCGUCCAGCUGAUGGACGAAAUCAAAGCAAAUCAUAAACUACAAACUGCCGUCGUCUGGUCUGAUCCUCCCAACAAAGUCACCGAUGGGCUCUACAUACGAGCCGCAGACGAGAUGACUCAACUUGCUGCUCGUUGGGAAGUGUCAGCAAAGGACUUGGAGCAGAAGACGGCUGAGAUGAUUAAUGCCGGAUUGUACAUGACCGCACUUGCUCAGCGGGCCGACAAAGCGAUCAAAUUCGAUUUCUUCUUCAUGCAUUGUGCCAACACUUCCUUGUUUUUCUCAGUAUUCAACCGGACUAGCUGGAUCUCGAGAAAAGCAAAGGGGCGAUUGGUAGAAUGCAUGGGGCGACUACACUUGCUCAUGUAUGCAUCCGCAAAAGCGCCUGAACUACGACUACAAGAUCUCCGUGGAUAUCGACCUGAGAGGCGAGGUGGAUGGGAGUCAAUAUUCGCACGGGCUAGGGAGUAUCAGGACGAUGGUCACACGUCCAAAUUGAUCCGCGCGAUUAGCAAUGGGGAAGCUGUGACUGAAGCGUUUGAAGCGGCACCAGGAAUCAAGCUAAAGGGAGGGGAUUUUCUCAAAAUGGCGCACAUGGUAAUGGAUUCCGUCGAGGCAAUGGACCGGCCAGACUUUGAGAUGCCAAACGCUGGCACGACCGGCUACGAGUACGCUGCCGAGCUUGACCCGUUUGUUCAGAGAGUGGUUGUGAGAUGGCUGCGUUGGGCCGGGUUCCCAGAAGCAUGGGAGGCGGUGGCAGACCGGGAUUACGGCCAGUUUGCCCCGACGCACAAUGGAGUCAGUGAUGGGAUGGAGGGCAAUCUGACGAAUGGUGUUCAUGGGUAG
Molecule: messenger RNA, 1326 nt
Organism: Cladophialophora yegresii CBS 114405
Lineage: Eukaryota; Fungi; Ascomycota; Eurotiomycetes; Chaetothyriales; Herpotrichiellaceae
Exons: 3
Coding region: 1-1326 (441 amino acids)
Molecular function (GO): oxidoreductase activity
Source: RefSeq, a predicted model, not a curated record